AUGCAAGCCUUUGACCGUGACCAAGGGCCACCAUUGCAACGAGGCUGCUCCCCUUGGAGAGCUGGUAUUGGGACGGUUGUCCCACAAACCGCCGAGUUCGAGACAUUUGAUCGGCACCCAAGUUGUCUGUCUGUGCCGUUCUCAUUCACUCUUUCAGAUCCGGGCUGCGGCCCUUAUGCUGCUGGCUGCACUGCAUCAUAUGUCCAACUUCCCAGGAUGCUGGUUUCUGAAUUCCGUUUUGAACAAAGGGGUGGCAAGUUGCGAUGCAUCAUCUGUGGUGCGACUCGGCCAGUUUCUGAAGACCAAUUGCUGUUCUCCCUUCCAACAAUUUCUUCUGCACUUUUGGUCUUUGACCUGUUAGAAACCAUGUCAGAACACAGGGAUGGUUUCAGUGCCAGCCCGGACCAUAUGUAA
Messenger RNA from Pochonia chlamydosporia 170, 414 nucleotides. RefSeq lists its product as hypothetical. The transcript has a single exon. Bases 1 to 414 code for a protein of 137 amino acids. The record is from RefSeq and is a predicted model, not a curated record. Lineage: Eukaryota; Fungi; Ascomycota; Sordariomycetes; Hypocreales; Clavicipitaceae.